This is a messenger RNA of Opisthocomus hoazin, 2478 nucleotides long. NCBI's taxonomy places the organism in Eukaryota, Metazoa, Chordata, Aves, Opisthocomiformes, Opisthocomidae. The record is from RefSeq and is a predicted model, not a curated record.
AUGGCUCAGCAGACAAGUCCCGACACUUUGGGUGUUCCUGAAGUGGAUAACACACAUUGUCAAAAUCCAUGGUUAAAUGAAGAUCUUGUGAAGACCCUGAGGGAAAACCUGUUACAACAUGAAAAAUCCAGGACAUCUAGGAAAUCUUCACCUGCUUCUCCUCUGCUGUCUCCAGUUAUUUCUCCUCGAAACUCUCCAAGACUUUUGCGCAGGAUGCUUUUAAAUAGCAGCAUACCAAAGCAGCGGCGUUUCACAGUGGCACAUACCUGUUUCGAUGUAGACAAUGGUACAUCAUCGGGACGAAGUCCCUUGGAUCCCAUGACGAGCCCUGGAUCAGGGCUAGUUCUUCAGGCAAAUUUUGUCCACAGUCAACGUAGAGAGUCUUUCCUUUACCGGUCAGACAGUGACUAUGACCUUUCUCCAAAGUCCAUGUCCAGGAACUCCUCCAUUGCCAGUGAUAUACAUGGAGAUGACUUGAUUGUGACACCAUUUGCUCAGGUGCUGGCCAGCCUGCGUACUGUACGGAAUAACUUUGCUGCAUUAACCAAUUUACAAGAUCGGGCACCCAGCAAACGAUCACCAAUGUGUAACCAACCAUCUAUUAACAAAGCAACUAUAACAGAGGAGGCCUACCAGAAACUGGCCAGCGAGACCCUGGAGGAGCUGGACUGGUGCCUGGACCAGCUGGAGACCCUGCAGACCAGGCACUCCGUCAGCGAAAUGGCCUCGAACAAGUUUAAAAGAAUGCUCAACCGGGAGCUAACCCACCUAUCUGAAAUGAGCAGGUCAGGCAAUCAGGUCUCAGAAUAUAUAUCGAACACAUUCUUAGACAAACAGCAUGAAGUUGAAAUCCCUUCUCCAACACAGAAAGAGAAAGAGAAAAAGAAGAGGCCAAUGUCCCAGAUCAGUGGAGUCAAAAAACUGAUGCACAGCUCCAGCCUAACUAAUUCUAGUAUUCCCAGAUUUGGAGUUAAAACAGACCAAGAAGAUGUUCUUGCCAAGGAACUAGAAGAUGUGAACAAGUGGGGCCUUCAGGUUUUCAGAGUAGCAGAAUUAUCUGGAAACAGACCGUUGACAGUCAUCAUGCACACGAUUUUUCAGGAACGGGACUUGUUAAAAACAUUUAAAAUUCCAGUAGACACUUUAAUAACUUACUUGAUGACGCUAGAAGACCAUUACCAUGCAGAUGUGGCAUAUCACAAUAACAUACAUGCUGCAGAUGUUGUUCAGUCAACCCAUGUCCUGCUAUCAACCCCAGCAUUAGAGGCAGUGUUCACUGAUUUGGAGAUUCUUGCAGCAAUUUUUGCCAGUGCAAUACAUGAUGUAGAUCAUCCUGGGGUUUCAAACCAGUUUCUUAUCAACACAAAUUCUGAACUCGCCUUGAUGUACAAUGACUCAUCAGUACUGGAGAAUCAUCACUUAGCUGUGGGCUUCAAGCUGCUGCAGGAAGAAAAUUGUGACAUUUUCCAGAAUUUGACCAAAAAACAGAGGCAAUCAUUGAGGAAAAUGGUCAUUGACAUUGUACUUGCAACAGACAUGUCUAAGCAUAUGAAUCUGUUGGCUGAUUUAAAAACUAUGGUUGAAACCAAAAAAGUGACCAGUUCUGGUGUCCUGCUUCUUGAUAACUAUUCAGACAGGAUUCAGGUUCUUCAGAAUAUGGUGCACUGUGCAGAUCUAAGCAAUCCAACCAAGCCACUCCAUCUCUACCGCCAAUGGACAGACAGAAUAAUGGAGGAAUUUUUCCGUCAGGGAGAUCGGGAAAGAGAGAGAGGAAUGGAGAUAAGUCCCAUGUGUGAUAAGCACAAUGCAUCUGUAGAAAAAUCACAGGUGGGCUUUAUAGACUACAUUGUUCAUCCUCUGUGGGAGACGUGGGCGGAUCUUGUUCACCCGGAUGCCCAGGAUAUCUUAGAUACGCUGGAGGACAAUCGAGAAUGGUACCAGAGCACAAUCCCUCAAAGUCCCUCUCCUGCACCUGAUGACCCGGAAGAGGGUAGGCAGGGCCAAACUGAAAAAUUCCAGUUUGAACUAACACUGGAGGAAGAUGGUGAGUCAGACACCGAAAAGGACAGUGGAAGUCAAGUAGAAGAAGACACCAGCUGCAGUGAUUCCAAGACUCUUUGCACCCAGGAUUCAGAAUCCACUGAAAUUCCUCUUGAUGAGCAAGUAGGGGAAGUAGAAGAGGAGGAGAACCAGGCAGAACCUUGUGUGGUAGAAGACCGUUCGCCUGACACGUAACAGUGAAAACGCAGUCUCUUUCUCUCUUGCCCUCUCCCUUUCUUUUCCUCUUUCUCUCUUUAUGUCCUAUUUUUGUUUUUUUUUUGUUUGUUUUUAUUACUUAAUGGUUUCCAAAGUGUAUGUCAUAUGCUACAACCGUGGUCACAACUCGCUGUCAUCUGCCAGGAUAUUUGUUGAUCAAAACUGACCUUGAUGACUCAGUUUGGCACUCAGGAAUAUUGUAACCAGAAUUUUCACCUCCAU